Messenger RNA from Monosiga brevicollis MX1, 1880 nucleotides. RefSeq lists its product as uncharacterized. Lineage: Eukaryota; Choanoflagellata; Craspedida; Salpingoecidae. Gene Ontology annotation, cellular component: signal recognition particle, endoplasmic reticulum targeting. Gene Ontology annotation, biological process: SRP-dependent cotranslational protein targeting to membrane. The transcript has 8 exons. Gene Ontology annotation, molecular function: 7S RNA binding; signal recognition particle binding; endoplasmic reticulum signal sequence receptor activity. The coding region runs from base 56 to 1849 and encodes 597 amino acids. The record is from RefSeq and is a predicted model, not a curated record.
GUUGUGUGAAACUCACCUCAGCGCACUCACUCACACACACACACACAGAGCGAAGAUGGCGGAGGAAAACGGCAGCGCCGUCGUGCUGCAGUGCAACGUGUUGCCCAUGGUGGUCGGUCUGCAACGUCAACAUGGUCUGCGCCACAACGACUUUCAGCGCUAUCGUCGCUUUUGCACCCGUCGCAUCCACCGCCUGCGUCAUACGAUCAAGCUGACCCAUGGCAAGCGCACCUUCCAGCCGGCGCCCAUCACCGCCGCCAACCUGACCAGCGAAGCGCACCUUGAGAUCCUUCUGCUUGAAAUUGAGCGCGCUUGGGCCUACGCCCUUGAGGACAAGCAAGACGCCAAGGACACGCCACGCAAACGCAUGCACGCUCGCACUCGCCUGGGCAAGGCCGUCAAGCACGCCGAAGCUCUCAAGGCCCUGCUAGCCCAAGCGGCCGAGGAACAAACUGCCACCGUGGAAGAAGCUACGCAGACAGAGCUGCAGGCUUAUCUGACCUGGAUCGCCGGCGUGGCUGCCUUUGAAAACAGCAACUGGGAGCGCGCCACCGAGCUCCUGACGCAGAGUGCCCAGAUCUACCAGGGCCUUGCGGCUACUCCCGCCAUUGCCGCGGACGCUGAACUGCAAAAAAUCUACCAACAGCGCGUAACCGAAAUCACCGCCAGCCUUCGCUACUGUCACUACAACAUUGCUCAGACCCAGGGCCACGGCGCCGACGCCUCCAAGGCCCUCAAGGACCUCAAAGCCCAGCUGGCCGCCGACGAUGCGGGUGUCAUGGCCAUGCUUGGUGAACGUCUCGAGGCUGCCCUGGUCGUCGAGCACGAAGGCGAUGCGGACAGCUUCGCCAACGUCACCUGGCUCGGCCGCACAGCUCCCGUGCCCACGCUGCCCAUCCGCCAGACCUUGGCCCAGAUUCAGGGCCGCCGUGAUGAAAUGACAGCCGCCAAUUUUGCCGACACUAAGGAACACUUGGUCGCCUUUGAUCAGCUCCUCAUGGACUAUGCCGAAGCCGAGCGCGUGACCGCCAAGGCCUUGGCCGAUGAACGCGCCGAGGCCGGCUCCAAUGCCUCCGAGUCCUCUCUGGAAAAACAAGCCCACCUUCAAUUUCUCAAAGCCUACCUCGCCGCCGAACGCCUGCGCACAACCAUGGAACGCAACUACGUCAUGGUCGAUGCCAGUGCCGCCCGCCUGCGUGCCGAUGAGGGCAAGCCAGAUGAACUUAUUCGCCUUUAUGACGACCAGCUGCAAGUUGUCACCGAUCUCGAGACCAUUGAGUUGAUCCAGGAUGAUGCCGAUGCCAUGGAUGCCAUUGCCGCUCGCCAAGCCUACUUUCGUGCCCUGCGCUGCUUUUACGUGGCGGAGGUUCUGCGCCGCACCGACAAGUUCAAGGAGAGCCUGCGUCUGUACGAUCGCACACAGGAGCGUUGUACACAGGCCCACGCUGCCAUCAAGCGUCUAGACGAGCCAUUGUCUGAAGACCAGCGCGUCCAAGCUGAUCUGGCCAUGGUCAAGCGCAGCAUCCGUGCCGUUCAUCUCACGAUGAAGGCCACCGUGGCGCUUACCGAUGCCCAGGCCUCGGCUACCAAAAGUGCAGCGGCCACCACAGCUUUGGCCGAUGACUUGCAGGUCUUUGACGACUCAGAGGCCGCAUUGGAGCGUCCUCUUGUUGCUCUUCCACCCCAAAUGCAGCCGAUCCGAUGCAAGCCCUUGGUCUUUGAUCUGGCCAUUGACUACCGGCAAUAUCCCUCGUUGGCCCAUCGUCUCGAGACCAAGGCCACGGCUGCCUCGGUGACCAGCACUGUCGGUGGCGUUCUCAAAUCUUUUACUGGUGGCUGGUUCAGCUAGUCGUGCAUACUUGUGUUCCGCUCCCACUCCC